Bemisia tabaci is the source of this 631-nucleotide messenger RNA. RefSeq lists its product as uncharacterized. NCBI's taxonomy places the organism in Eukaryota, Metazoa, Arthropoda, Insecta, Hemiptera, Aleyrodidae. The record is from RefSeq and is a predicted model, not a curated record.
UAUAUAUAAGAAGCCAUCCUUAGGGGGAUGCUGUUUAUUGCACUCUGUGCUCCGGGAUAGUUGUUCCGUCCUGUGUUGUUACGGUCUCAUAGUUCCGACUUCGAAGGGAGCAUCAUGAAGGUUUUUUCGAGAGUCGUCCGAAUCCUCGCGGCUUUGCUUCUUGUAAUUGCAAUCGUCCGUGGUGCGCCGGCGCCUCAACCGAGCCCUGUAGCAAACCCGCAAUUAUUUUGGCCGUUCAGUCUGUACCAGCCGUUUUAUUCGCCAGUAGUGGCACCAAGAUCACUUGUUAGUUGGCCGAUUCAACCCGUUACACUGGUUGCCAACCCAGACCCCAGAAUCAUCCCCCAGUCCAUCGAUCACUCAGACGAAAAGUCAUCGCAUGGUAGAAUAAAGAGAGACCUAGAAUCCGAUGGGGCGACCACUCCUGGAGUUGAAGGAGCAGAGCCCAAAAGCAUCCAGAAACGACAAGCAGCCUACUACCCAAUGACCUGGCCAAUGCCCAUUAUUCCGUCGUGGGGCCCCAGCUACUCGUGGGCCACUCAGUCCUUCGCCACGCCCGGUGGAUCAUCCUCGUGGACUCUUGUGACAGUCUAGGAGAUAAAACCUACAAGAACAAAUCCAAAACCGAAAA